Messenger RNA from Lolium rigidum, 1497 nucleotides. RefSeq lists its product as uncharacterized. The record is from RefSeq and is a predicted model, not a curated record. The transcript has 2 exons. The coding region runs from base 1 to 1131 and encodes 376 amino acids. NCBI's taxonomy places the organism in Eukaryota, Viridiplantae, Streptophyta, Magnoliopsida, Poales, Poaceae. Gene Ontology annotation, molecular function: protein binding.
AUGCGCGAGAUCUUCCUGCGCCUGCCGCCGGACGACCCCAGGGGCCUCGUCCGCGCCGCCGCCGCCUGCAGGAGCUGGCGCGGCAUCCUCUCCGACCCGGCCUUCGCCAGCGAGUACCGCGCGCUCCAUGGAGCGCCACCCAUGCUGGGAUUCCUCUACGACGAACGCUAUACCGACGACUGGCCGUUCCAUGGGGACUACUGGGUCUCCCACUUCGUCUCCACCGCGUCCUUCCGCUCGCCGGCGUGUGAGGACCGCCAGCACUGGCGCGUUCUCGAUUCCCGGCACGGCCUCGUCCUCUUCUAUACCCCCACACUCGACGCGCAGUUCGUUGUCUGCGACCUCGUCGCCGGCGACCAGUGGGAAAUUCACGCCGACCCCAAGUGCUAUAGCAUCAUGUGGUGGGAGCACGACGAGGCAAAGUAUAAGUACGCCAGCAUACACUGUAAUGCCGCGGUGUUCUGCGCCAAGGAUCGAUGCGACCACCUCGACUGCCAUGGCGGCCCUUUCCGCAUCGCCUUGGUGGGCUCCGUCGAGGAUGGUUCAGUAUCCCACGCCACCGUCUACUCAUCAGAGACUGGUGAGUGGAGCGACAUGAGCUCCGUUCAGAACCCAAAUUACAUCAAUGGCAGGGGGCACAGUGCUGUUGUGGGAAAUAAGGUCUAUGUCCCCUGUUUGGAGAGUGACAGUGUCGUGGAGUACAAUAUAGGUGAGCAACAACUAUCUGAGAUUGAUGCCCCGUUUGAGGACCAGGACCAGAACCAGCCCUACAUUGAACUCAUGGGGGUGGAGGACGGCAUGCUGCUGUUUGCGUCCGUGGUGGAUGCUAGACUCUACCUAUGGUCAAUGGAGGCUGGUCCCAGCGGAACUGCAGGAUGGGCGCGACGCUGGGUCAUCGAGCUUGAACCGUUGCUCCCUCCUGAUGCCGUCUCGGACAAGCCGGACGACGUCUUGCCAGUUGGUUUUGCUGAAGGUGUUAGUGUCAUCUUCCUGAGGACAAGGAAUGGGAUGUACACAAUUGAUCUCAAUUCAGGCAAAUGCGAGAAGGUGCACCAGAUAUGUUUCGAAAAGGUCAUGCCCUACAUGAGCUUCUACACUGGAGCAUGGGGGCAGUUGCUGGCCUUGGAGUAAGCUUCAUUCACAGUUGUUGGUGCUAAGACGAUGGAUCUGUUUACUUUUGCUGCCUAGGAAGAAUUUGAAGCAAACUUUGGUGUCUUCUGCUGCUGGUUGUGGUGGACAAUCCGUUUACUCUGAAUGCGCUUUUGUUCUAUUAACUUGAGUUUGUUCGUCUGCGUUUGGUGCACAAAACAGUCAUUCAGAAGAAAUGUUGAUCUACUUGUUGUGGACAGUGUGGUUAAGGUGGAGGCGCUUUUGUUCUACUUUCUUGUGCCAGAACUUCAGUUCGUUAGUCUGAAUUUUGUGCAACUCAAAACUGUCUGUCAGGGAGAAAUUUUGAUGACCGGUUGAUGGUUUAAUUGGUGCAAAUUGCUCUUGUUC